Molecule: messenger RNA, 2532 nt
Organism: Trichomonas vaginalis G3
Lineage: Eukaryota; Parabasalia; Trichomonadida; Trichomonadidae
Product: tissue development protein family
Exons: 1
Coding region: 1-2532 (843 amino acids)
Biological process (GO): proteasome-mediated ubiquitin-dependent protein catabolic process; protein linear polyubiquitination
Cellular component (GO): ubiquitin ligase complex
Molecular function (GO): ubiquitin binding; ubiquitin-protein transferase activity
Source: RefSeq, a predicted model, not a curated record
AUGAAGAUUCGUGAAGGAAUCCAAAUUGUUCAAGAUUUAGCACCUUUUACACCACAAACAAUUCUCAUCAUUCAUCCAUACAUGAAAUGCUGUUGUGCACUAAAAGGAUAUGGAAUUGAUAAGAUUGAUAAUGAUAUCAUUUCAUUUGAUGAACCAGAAUACAAAGCAUACCAUGUCAAUGAAAACACACUCAGAUAUAUGCACUCGAAAAUAUCUGAACUUAGUAAACAGUCUAGUACAUGUUCAAUUGCUAUCACAGGUGAAGAUAUGUCAUUUUCAUUUGAUCAAACCGUUAAAUUUGAAGGAAACAAGAAAUUUGUUUCAUUCCCACAUACAAAUCAAAAAUGCAACUCUGUUUUUAGUAUUCAAAAAGACUUUUCACAUCUUGUCAUCAUAUCUAAAGAAGAAAUUUGUUUGGAACAAAGUCUUACUUGGCAAAAUGUUCAGAACUAUCAACAAGCCACAAUUGGUGACAUAUCUGCAUCAAAUUAUGAAAAUAUCUUUCCAAAUGGAGUUAAAAUCUUCUACAAUCCAUGGAUCAACUUCUAUCCAGAUACAUAUUUAAUUAAAUAUAUCCAAAAGAAAAAAGUUGAAGAAGAAUAUGAUGACUUAGAUGAAGACUCGAAAUCAUCCUUUAAAAUUAUCAAUAUUAUUGACUUUUAUGCAAAUCAAUGUGUGCACGGUGAAAAAUUGAUCAAAGAUGUUGAAUUUGAGCUACAAGAUGUAUUAGGAAAAUGUAAUUUUGGAAAAGCAAUUGGAUUAAGAUCACAUUUAAUGAAAACUAAACAGUUGCCAUCUCUUGAAAAGCUCAAAUCAAUUAAAAAUGUAAUUGAAGAUGCACUUAUGGCUCCAUUUUCAUUAAUACCAGAUCUCAGAUCAUUAAAUAUUGAUAAAAGACUCCACAACCUUUCGAUUGUUUAUCAACAAAUUGCAUUAGCAAAAUUAUUUAAUCUCAAAUUUGCACAUAGCGUGAAAUUCCUCAAAAACUGCAUCACAAUUAAAAUCAAGAAUACAGAAAAUAAUGAUGAAAAUAUUGCGAAGAUUUCAAAGAUUUUGAGGUCAUUUAAUGUUCACAAUCAAGAAAUUCUUCCGACAUAUGAAGUUUAUAUCAAACAUUUGUCUGUGUACAAGUUGUCGGAAGAAGAAUUUACGGAAAAAGUUCAUUCAGUUCUUGAUCAUUUUGGAGGUACAAUUUUCGAAGUAUCAAAAUAUUAUGAGUCAAAGACCAAAAAUUCUCAUGAAAAAGGUAUAAUUAUUGCAACUGUUUGUUCUAAAGAAUUCCUUCAGCCACUCAUUACAAUGUUAAGAGAUCAAUUUUCAAAUGAAAUUAUCCUUAACAUUCCAGAAACAGUCAUUCCAAGUUAUUUGACAAGAUACAGAGAAGUUUUAAACGCUUUGACAAAAUAUUUUGAAGCGAAAAAGAUUCCAAUUAAGAACAUCAAUUGUGAUUUCUAUGGAACAAAAAAUGAUGUUGAAAGAGCUGAACAAGAAUUACUCAAUGAUCCACCACAUCUUCCAAUUACUAUAGUCAACAUCACACCUGACAUCAAUACAAAAUCCCUUGAAAUUGCACUCAGGACACAAUCAGUUCCAUGGAAAUUCAACAAGAGAAACAAAAUUCUCAUUGUUCCUGAAGAUGUCAAACAGGAAACAAUCAUGGAAUUCAUUGAAAAAUAUGGAAGAAAAGAUUUAUUAAUUUCUAAGAAUAGCUUUGAUAUACCAAAUUGUUUUGGCGAUGAUAUUUUGUGCCAUGGAGAUCAGGCAUUACAAUCAAAUGAAAGCAUCAAUCUUUAUUUCCCUAAUAAAUCCAUUGUUUCAAGACCAGUCUGCCUUCAAUGCGCAAAGGAAACAAUUGCGUUCAAUCUUGGAAGAAUUGUUGAUCAAAAUGGUCAUGUCAAUGUUUCAAGAGCAAUUGAAAAUUCCGAGCACAUUGAUAUAUAUUCAUUCUAUGAACCAACAGCAGAAACAGAUAAGAAGAAUGGAAUCUGGCCAACUACACCAUUUGGUCAUUUAAUUUGGAUUUUAUUAUCAUCAACCAUUUCUAAAAAAGAAACGAAGGCAUAUAUCACAGCAUUGGCAGCAUUGGCAUUCCACAAAUCACCAAUGUUCACUUAUUGUCCAAAUCAUCCUGAUGUUUUUAUCAAGAUAAAUCAAUAUGGUAUGACAUGCUGCCAACAAAAGAAUUGUAAUAUGAUCAAAUGCAAUUCAUGUGGUAAAUGGCAUCCAGCAGGAAAAUGUGAAAAUCUCGAAAUACCAGCUGGGUGUAGACAAUGUCCUUUCUGUCAGAAUAUCGUUGAAAAGUCGCAAGAUUGUAAUCACAUCAAAUGCUCGUGUGGUAAACAUUUUUGUUACUAUUGCGGCAAGGGAUUUGACACUGAUGGUGAAGUUUAUAACCACAUGAAUACUGCAGAUCAUAUCUAUGAUCCACCAGACUAUUUGAAGUUUGUCUUGCAUCAGAAUAUUCCUGAAGCAAAUCUCCGAGAAUUCUAUAAUAAGUUUCCAAUUUUUAGAACAUAUAUUUAUCGUCCUUAA